Molecule: messenger RNA, 390 nt
Organism: Botrytis byssoidea
Lineage: Eukaryota; Fungi; Ascomycota; Leotiomycetes; Helotiales; Sclerotiniaceae
Exons: 2
Coding region: 1-390 (129 amino acids)
Source: RefSeq, a predicted model, not a curated record
AUGCCCACUCCUUAUUAUGCACUUCCACGGCGACCACGGUUCUUCCGUACAGAGGUCUUUUUUGGUAGAGAAGCCACGGGAGGAUAUGAGUAUUCGUGGACAGAACGAUGGUGGAUCUACACAGAAAUUAGCUACAGGUCUUUUGUGCGGAUGUGCAACCGUUCCUUGAUGGAGCGUCACCCAAAUACAGAUUUAAGACAAUUCAGGUUGAUUCUCAAUGUGUCUUCGGAUACGUACGACAAGAUCACUCCAAGCAACAUUCGGGCAGUCAUGAGAGAUCUUCAAUCUAAUAGAGGGAGUCGCAUUAUAUUUCCUGCUUACAUCAAGCGACGCCAUUUAGUGGUAGAUUCAAAUAACGGAAGUGUCAGAAUGGAAGGACCCGUGUCCUAG